GGCCGGUCCCCUAAGCACCGGCACCCGGGCGGAAGCGGCUGGCGUGGCCGCGCAGGAAGCCGGGACCGGAACCUUGGCCGGCCGGGCCCCACCCCGCUCACCUGCGCAGGUAGCCAGCACCCUCGGAACUCAGUCGCGCGCGGUGAAGGUGACCCCCCUGGGGAGGAGGGCGACGGCCCUCGGGAGGACCAUGGCCGGCGCCCGCGUCCUCCAGGUCCGCAUUCGUGUGGUGGCCGUGUGGCUCGUGGGCGCGCUCAGCCUCCAGGGUACCGCGGCCGGGCUGCCGCCCGAGCCUCCCGGCCUGGCUGCCGGAGCCGCCGCCUGCCUCGACCGCUUUACCCCCGGGGUCCCCGACUUCGUGCUGGACACCGAUGCCUCGGUGGGCAACGGGGCCACCUUCCUGGGCUCCCCGACGGUGCUCCGGGGCUGGGACUGCGUGCGCGCUUGCUGCAACACCCCCACCUGCAACUUGGCGCUGGUGGAGCUUCAGCCCGACGGCGGGGAGGACGCGGCCGCCUCCUGCUUCCUCAUCAACUGCCUGUACGAGCAGAGCUUCGUAUGCAAGUUCGCGCCCCGGGAAGGUUACGCCAACUACCUGACGCGGGAGGUUUACCGCUCCUACCGCGAGCUGCGGACCCAGGGCUUCGGAGGAUCCAGGAUUCCGAAGGCCUGGGCUGGCCUUGACUUGAAGGUGCAGCCCCAGGAACCCCUGGAGCUGAAAGGGGUGGACAACAUGGAUUGGCGCCUGCUGCAGGAUGACCCAGCCGUCAGGAUUGAGAAGAAAGACCCGGACCAGGUGCAGCUGUGGGGACUCAAGGAAGGCACCUACCUGUUCCAGCUGACAGUGCCCAGCGCAGAGCAGCCCGACACCCCAUCCAACAUCACCAUCACGGUGCUGUCUGCCAAGCAGACGGAAGAAUACUGCCUGGCGGCCAGCAAGGUGGGCCGCUGCCGUGGCUCCUUUCCCCGCUGGUACUAUGACCCCAAAGAUCAGCUCUGCAAGAGUUUUACUUACGGAGGUUGUUUGGGCAACAAGAACAACUACCUGCGGGAAGAAGAGUGCAGGCUGGCCUGCCGCAAUGUGCAAGGCCCUUCAACGGAAAGGCAUCUUCCAGCAGUGUGUUCUACCCUCUGUAAAACCACCGAGUUCCGCUGCAACGAUGGCUGCUGCAUCGACAGCUUCCUGGAGUGUGACGACACCCCUGACUGCCCUGAUGCCUCUGAUGAGGCCGCCUGCGAAAAAUAUGCCAGUGGCUUCGAGGAGCUGCAGAGCAUCCCUUUCGCCAGUGACAAAGGGCACUGCGUGGACCUGCCAUACACGGGGCUGUGCAGUGAGAGCAUCCCCCGCUGGUACUACAACCCCUUCAGUGAGAGCUGCGAACGUUUUACCUACGGCGGUUGUCAAGGCAAUCAGAACAACUUUGAGGAGGAGCACCAGUGCCUUGAGUCCUGUAGGGGCAUCUCUAAAAAGGAUGUGUUUGGCCUGCGGCGGGAAAACCCCAUUCCCUCUGUGGGCUCUGUGGAGGUGGCCAUUGGGGUGCUCCUGGCCACCUGCAUCGUGGUGGUGCUCGCCAUUCUGGGUUACUGCUUCUUCAAGAACCAGAAAAAGGGUUUCCACAGACAUCGCCACCGCCGCCACCACGCCCCGCCCUCCACUCCAGCCAGCUCCACCAUCUCUACCACUGAGGACAUGGAACAUCUGGUCUAUAACCACACCACACGGCCCCUCUGAGCCAGGGGCUGCCUUGCCCGGCAGCCUGGAGUGCUUGAGCUGUCACCUGGCCCGACUUUCUCCUCGCCAUGACCUGGGCUGGAGAAGACUUAGGGACCAUGCACCUGGGGCCUGUUUCCCAGGCCCACUUUGCUUCAGGGGGUCAGGUCGCCAGCCCCUUUUGGGGGCAGAUCUCAGCUAAAAUCAGGCCUCUCCUUCUUGAGAAAGGACCUGGGUCUGGGAGCUGCAGAAAAACCUCUGAUCCGGGAGUCACAGCAGAGCUGGACCUACCUACCCACUUCGAUUUCAGAGGAAGUUGUGAAGUUUUACUCCUGGUCAGAGCUGCCUGCCUUCCUGCCUUGGCCUUGGGGAGGGGCCAGUGCACUGCAAGCUAGAGGCCUUCUCUGUCCUCCCCACUGCCCUCCCACUCUGCACAGGCUGGGUCGGGGCAGGGGCCCCCUGUAUAUUUUGCGCUGUACAGAGUUAUGUUUAUUUAAUGCUGCGAAAGUGGGUGAAAGGAAUGGAAAGUGGUUGCAUAUUGAAUGUGUGCUGCCGCCUCCUCCUGUCCCCAUGAGUGAGCCCCUUCCUGGCAGGGCUUGCUCCCCAGAACCCA
Molecule: messenger RNA, 2324 nt
Organism: Sorex fumeus (smoky shrew)
Lineage: Eukaryota; Metazoa; Chordata; Mammalia; Eulipotyphla; Soricidae
Gene: SPINT1
Product: serine peptidase inhibitor, Kunitz type 1
Exons: 11
Coding region: 191-1732 (513 amino acids)
Molecular function (GO): serine-type endopeptidase inhibitor activity; protein binding
Source: RefSeq, a predicted model, not a curated record